Prinia subflava (tawny-flanked prinia) is the source of this 709-nucleotide messenger RNA. RefSeq names its product olfactory receptor 14A16-like. Gene Ontology annotation, molecular function: olfactory receptor activity. The coding region runs from base 1 to 699 and encodes 232 amino acids. Gene Ontology annotation, cellular component: plasma membrane. The record is from RefSeq and is a predicted model, not a curated record. Lineage: Eukaryota; Metazoa; Chordata; Aves; Passeriformes; Cisticolidae. Gene Ontology annotation, biological process: detection of chemical stimulus involved in sensory perception of smell; G protein-coupled receptor signaling pathway. The transcript has 2 exons.
AUGGACCAACCCAAGGAACGGGUCCCUGUGGCCGCUGCCAGGGCACCUGAGGGCACCAGCGAGUGUCACUGCAAUUCAGAGCAUUUCCUGCUGACCAUCCUGUGCUACGUGUCCAUCUGCAAACCCCUGCACUACGGGACCCUCCUGGGCAGCAGAGCUUGUGCCCACAUGGCAGCAGCUGCCUGGGCCAGUGCCUUUCUCAAUGCCCUGCUGCUCACAGCCAAUACAUUUUCCCUGCCCCUGUGCCAUGGCAAUGCCCUGGGCCAGUUCUUCUGUGAAAUCCCACACAUCCUCAAGCUCUCCUGCUCACACUCCAAAGUCAGGGAGCAUGGACUGAUUGUGCUAAGUGCUUUUCUAUAUUUUGGCUGUUUUGUGUUCAUAAUUUUCUCCUAUGUGCAGAUCUUCAGAGCCGUGCUCAGGAUCCCCUCUGAGCAGGGACGGCACAAAGCCUUUUCCACCUGCCUCCCUCACCUGGCUGUGGUCUCCCUGUUUCUCAGCAGUGGCACAUUUGCCUACCUGAAGCCCCCCUCCAUCUCCUCCCCAUUCCUGGAUAUGUCAAUGUCAAUUCUGUACUCGGUUGUUCCUCCAGCCCUGAACCCCCUCAUCUACAGCCUAAGGAACAAGGAGCUCAAGGCUGCAGUGUGGACACUGAUCACUGGACGAUUUCAGAAACAUUUAACUGCUGGAAAAUUUCUGUAAAUCACUUGUA